Telopea speciosissima is the source of this 2748-nucleotide messenger RNA. Its product is annotated as protein NPGR2-like. NCBI's taxonomy places the organism in Eukaryota, Viridiplantae, Streptophyta, Magnoliopsida, Proteales, Proteaceae. The record is from RefSeq and is a predicted model, not a curated record. Bases 324 to 2516 code for a protein of 730 amino acids. The transcript has 6 exons. Gene Ontology annotation, molecular function: protein binding.
UCCUUUGGUCGUUCUGGAAUUGAUUUUUCUUUAGUUAUGGCUUAAGAGAAGUUCUUUUCUGGUCUCUUUUGGAGGAAAAUCAACAUGUGGGGUGGUGCAGAAUUCGACUGAGUUGGGUUAGGAUUUUUUGGGUUUCUCAAAUUCUUUUCUCUACUUUCCUUCCUCGGAUGGCUUCUUUGGGAUUCUCUGGCAGGGAUAUCUACAGUUUAUUGGGAUUUUCGGUGUUGUGAGUGGCUAGUUUUGGUGGGUUUCUGGAGUCUUGUUGCAGAAAUAUUGGUGGGUCGUUCAUUUCAAAAGAAGGCUCUGGAGUGUGAUGAAACAGCAUGGGACGUAACAAAUGGAUGAGAAAGCGGGAAAUUGGUGCUAGACGUAGGUUGGGGAGGGUAAUGAAGUGCUUGUGUUCCGGUGAGCAGUUAAGAGCAGAUGAAAUUGUUCCCUCCUCUGAGUCCCUGGCCACAAGGGACUAUUCCUCAAGCAUGUAUUCGUCUCGGACUGGCGAUGCUGAACACAAGCCUGAUACUGGAAAUAUUGAAGAGGCUGAAUCAUCUCUUCGUGAAAGUAGUUGUCUGAACUAUGAGGAGGCAAGAGCAUUGUUGGGAAAGCUCGAGUAUCAAAAAGGAAACAUAGAAGCUGCUCUUCAUGUGUUUGAGGGAAUAGACGUUGCUGCUGUUACUCCCAAGAUGAAACUCUCAAUUGCUCGGAGAGUGGAAAAUCGCAAGCGCCGUCACAGUGAUGUUGCCCCUCCCAUGUCUAUGCAUACCGUCAGUUUGCUUUCUGAAGCAAUUUUUCUGAAAUCAAAAUCAUUGCAAGUCCUUGGUAGAUUUAGAGAAGCUGCUCAAUCAUGCACAGUUAUUCUGGACAUUGUUGAAUCAGCAUUACCGGAAGGCUUGCCUGAAAACUUUCAUACUGAUUGUAAAUUGCAGGAGGCUCUAAACAAGGCUGUUGAGUUGCUUCCAGAGUUAUGGAAGCUUGCUGGUUUUCCAAAUGAAGCAAUUUUGUCAUACAGGCGUGCCCUGCUUCACCAUUGGAAUCUUGAUGUAGAGACCACUGCAAGGAUACAGAAAGAGUUUGCCAUUUUUCUCCUCUAUAGUGGUUGUGAUGCAAACCCCCCAGACCUCCGUUCUCAAAUUGAAGGCUCUUUUGUACCUAAAAGCAACAUAGAAGAGGCUGUUCUUCUGUUGAUGAUUCUGUUAAGAAAAUUUGCUCUCAAAAGGAUUGAAUGGGACCCAUCAGUCAUGGAUCACCUUUCAUUUGCUCUGUCUUUGUCAGGGGACUUAAGGGCCUUAGCCAAUCAGUUUGAAGAAUUAUUACCUGGGAUUUUGGAUAGAAAAGAAAGAUUUUACAUCCUAGCCCUAUGUUACCAUGGGAUAGGAGAGGACAUGGUUGCUCUUAAUCUGUUGAGGAAGCUGUUAAGUAGAAGAGAGAAUCCAAAUAGCAUGCCAGGUUUAUUACUGGCUUCUAAAAUUUGUGGAGAGAACCCUAGUUGUGCAGAAGAAGGGGUGGUGUUUGCUCGCAGAGCACUUGGUCUGUUGCAGUGUGAAUGUGAUCAGAUGGGAAGUGUUGCCAACUGCUUACUUGGUGUCUCACUCUCAGCUGAGGCCAGAUCAGUUGUUUCAGACUCUGAGAGGAUAAUGAAAGAAUCCGAGGCACUUAAGGCAUUAGAAACUGCUGAGAAAACAAUGAAAGAAAGAGAUCCCAAAGUUUUAUUUCAUCUCAGCCUUGAAAAUGCUGAGCAGAGGAGGUUGAAUGUUGCCCUUUACUAUGCAAGGCAGUUUCUGAAAUUGGAAGCUGAUUCUAACAUCCUAGGGUGGAUUUUAUUGGCUCGAAUAUUAUCUGCUCAACAAAGAUAUAAGGAUGCUGAGACUGUCAUUAAUACUGGUCUGGAUCAGACUGGGAAGUGGGAUCAGGGAGACUUGUUGCGGACUAAAGCAAAACUUCAGAUUGCACAGGGUCAGUUAAAGAAUGCUGUUGAGACAUAUACUCAUCUGCUGGCUAUUCUUCAAGUUCAGAGUAAAAGUUUCAGAGUUGGGAAGAAGUUUCAAAAGGAGAGUGGAAAGCAUGAUAGAAGUUUAGAAAUGGAUACAUGGCAUGAUCUGGCCAAUGUCUACACAAGCUUGUCAAUGUGGCGGGAUGCUGAAGUCUGUCUCACUAAAUCCAAGGCCAUUAGUCCUUAUUCUGCUUCCCAAUGUCAUGCCAAAGGUUUACUCUAUGAAGCAAAGGGCCUCCACAAAGAAGCUUUGGAAGCAUUCACAAAUGCCUUAGAUAUUGAACCCACCCAUGUCCCAAGCCUGGUCUCUACAGCUACUGUUCUUAAACAUCUUGGUGACAAGUCAUUGGCUGUAGCUAGAAGCUUCCUAACAGGUGCCUUGCGACUAGAACGAACAAACGCCUCUGCUUGGUACAACCUCGGGCUUCUAUACAAAGCUGAGGGUGGUGCAUCAGCACAAGAAGCUGCAGAAUGUUUCCAGACUGCAGCUCUUCUUCAAGAUUCUGCACCUGUUGAACCCUUCAGAUAAUCUGCAUCACGUACACAACUAAACUCUGUAAGCAACCAAUGUAUAUUUCUAGUUGAGCCUUUUUUUUUUUUAAUUAUUUUUUGGCCCCUUGAAAAAUGUUUACAUCCCACUUCUUGUAGUCUGAUUGGAAUCUGUAACCAUCAUAAAAGAAAAUUUACCCAUCAGGUUUCAUCACUGACAUUCUUGGUGAACAAAAUUGACUUUACUUUUUUGAGGAUUCAUAUCAUCUUCC